UUUGUGUGAAAAUGAAUGUGUGAUUGUUGGUUUCAGACCGACUUGGAGGAGACGGGCCGCGUGUUGAGCAUUGGUGACGGUAUCGCGCGUGUCUAUGGUCUGAAGAACAUCCAGGGCGAGGAGAUGGUGGAGUUCUCGUCGGGUCUGAAGGGCAUGGCCCUCAACUUGGAGCCGGACAACGUGGGAGUGGUGGUGUUCGGUAACGACAAGCUGAUCAAGGAGGGCGACAUCGUGAAGCGAACCGGCGCCAUUGUCGAUGUGCCCGUUGGCGAGGACCUGCUUGGUCGUGUCGUCGACGCCCUCGGCAACACCAUUGACGGCAAGGGACCUCUCUCCAGCAAGACUAGAGCCCGUGUUGGAGUGAAAGCCCCAGGUAUCAUUCCCAGGAUCUCAGUGAGAGAGCCCAUGCAGAGUGGAAUCAAGGCCGUCGACUCCCUUGUGCCCAUUGGCCGAGGACAGCGAGAGCUCAUCAUUGGUGACAGACAGACUGGAAAAACUGCUCUGGCUAUUGACACCAUCAUCAACCAGAAGAGAUUCAACGACGCCCAGGAAGAAAAGAAGAAGUUGUACUGCAUCUACGUUGCUAUUGGUCAGAAGCGAUCAACUGUCGCCCAGAUUGUGAAGCGACUCACUGACAGCGGUGCCAUGAAGUACACAAUCAUAGUGUGUGCCACAGCGUCGGACGCUGCCCCCCUGCAAUACCUGGCUCCCUACUCCGGCUGCGCCAUGGGAGAGUUCUUCCGCGAUAACGGCAAGCACGCUCUCAUCAUCUACGACGAUUUGUCCAAGCAGGCCGUCGCCUACCGUCAGAUGUCACUGCUGCUGCGUCGACCCCCCGGCCGUGAGGCCUACCCCGGAGAUGUGUUCUACCUUCACUCGCGUCUUCUCGAACGAGCUGCCAAGAUGAACGAAACCAACGGAGGAGGAUCCCUCACUGCUCUACCCGUCAUCGAAACCCAGGCUGGUGAUGUGUCAGCUUACAUCCCAACCAAUGUGAUCUCCAUCACUGACGGACAGAUCUUCUUGGAGACUGAGUUGUUCUACAAGGGCAUCCGACCUGCCAUCAACGUCGGUCUGUCUGUCUCCCGUGUCGGAUCCGCUGCUCAGACCAGAGCCAUGAAGCAGGUGGCCGGCUCGAUGAAACUGGAGUUGGCGCAGUACCGUGAGGUGGCAGCGUUCGCGCAGUUCGGCUCGGACCUGGACGCGGCCACCCAGCAGCUGUUGAACCGCGGCGUGCGGCUGACUGAGCUGCUCAAGCAGGGACAGUACGUGCCCAUGGCCAUCGAGGAACAGGUCGCCGUCAUCUACUGCGGCGUGCGUGGCCACCUCGACAAGAUGGACCCCUCCAAAAUCACCGCCUUCGAAAAGGAGUUCCUGCAGCACAUCAAGACCUCUCACCAAGACAUUCUGCAGAGCAUUGCAAAAGGAAAGAUCACUGAAGACACCGAUGCUAAGCUGAAGACAAUUGUCACAAGCUUCCUUAGCACAUUCCAGGCGUAAAUUAGGGGUUCAAGUGAUGUAUUGUAGUGUGCUAUUAAUUGAACAUCAAUAAGGCCAAACAAGUUUUGAUCAUCUAAUGAGUAAAAGGAAAGCAGACGUUAUAAUGCAUUUAGCUGGGCUCUAGGGCCUAGCGGGCUGGUCUUGCUUUGCACCGGUUCACACCCACAUUUCGUAGACCUUCCAAAUGAAAGGAUAGGCGAGUUAUUUUAAAAAUAUAUAAUUUAAGAAACCUUCAUAAUCUUUCAAUCGUCGAUUCAUGUAUUAUUAAUAUUAAUUGAUAAGUACAACUUUCUACAAAUAUAUGUUCUAUGGUUGAAAAUUACUGAAGGAUGGCUGAACAAGUCAUCCCUCUACAGAAAUUUAUUGGCUUGUAAUUUUGUUGAACUGUCAUAAACGAUUUCCAUGUUA
This is a messenger RNA of Nilaparvata lugens (brown planthopper), 1908 nucleotides long. RefSeq names its product ATP synthase subunit alpha, mitochondrial-like. Gene Ontology annotation, molecular function: ADP binding; ATP binding; proton-transporting ATP synthase activity, rotational mechanism. Gene Ontology annotation, biological process: proton motive force-driven ATP synthesis; proton transmembrane transport. NCBI's taxonomy places the organism in Eukaryota, Metazoa, Arthropoda, Insecta, Hemiptera, Delphacidae. The record is from RefSeq and is a predicted model, not a curated record.